UAGGGCUAUUGGUCGCGGAGGGAGGCGGAACUUCUUAUUAUACUUUUCCUGAGCGCGCGGCUCUCGCUCUCUCUCACCCUCGCCCGCCUCACCGUGGCUCAUCAGUAAUUAUUCACUCGGCCAUCACCGCAGGCCUCCAUCAUUGCUGCUGCCCACCCUCCACCCAGGCCUGCAGGGCUUGUUUCCGGGCAGGGCGGCCUCAAAUGGUCAUCCGCGGGCGCAGUGUAUGAGAAGAAGGGAAAACGGAAGGUCCCAGGUCUCAGAUUCUAGAAAGAAACGCGUGCGCGCAUAGGCAGAGGGCGCGCAAGUGACUCAUGAAGCUAGCAAACAGCGGCGGCAUCAGCACCGCGAGCAUCAUCGAGGCCAGGUCGCGGCUGGUUUGCCUUGGCCGAUCGCGAGCGUAUCUGCUGCACCAUACUGCUACGGUAAUGGAGGUCGUCAAGGUCUGUCUGAGCAUAUGGGAGUCCGACCAGGCGGGUGCGCUACUCCCAGCCUAGUGUGCCAGGGAUCGCAACAGCACUGCACCCCCAACCCGCGAGGGUCGCCAUCAUCUACUUCCAGAGUGUAUUCACGCUCACAACAACCCCCCCCCUCCCCCCUCCCCCCUCCACCUCCACCAUCGUUACCCUUUCAGUACACCACCCCUUCCUCCCCCUCAGCCCUCUCCAUCCGUCGUCCUGUCCUCUCAGCCAAUCACUCCUGCCACGGCCUCGCUGCCGCGCUCCCCAGCUCCUUCCUGCGCCGCGACGCUGUCCUCGUCCACGCCUGCCCGGCUCGGCAGCCAGAAGUGCAACACCUCGACCUAAUCACAAGCCUAGCGCACCGGUCGCGCUAUCUGAGACCCUGUCUGACAUCCACCAUUGGACGUCUCCCUCUUCAACCCGCAGAGGACGCUGUGGAGAUCAUCUGCACGAAAUCCUCCGUCCCGUCGCGCAGACGUCUGCCUCCAGUCUCUUGUAGCCGGCGUUUAUUGCCACCGCCCACUACUUUCCAUCCGUCGUGCACACCACCACAAGCCACACCCUGGGGACUGGAAAUCAGACUCACGCAACAACGCUUCGAGCAAGGGUCGACACACGGUAGCUACCCUAGUGCGGCACUCCAAGGCCCGGAUAUCUUUGUGUCGCCUGCUGCGGCUCCUCGAAAAGCUCAUUUGGUACCGUACCGCCCCCCCAGCAGAGUCCACUAGUCCCUCUAUACCAUCUGCUAUUACGGCGCAAGCAGGCUUUUCAGCUUCAGUGCGAGACUUCAAAUACCUCGUGGCCUUGUUUUCGACUCAGCGGUGUUUGGGCAGAAAACAUGGCGUCCACC
Messenger RNA from Lindgomyces ingoldianus, 1311 nucleotides. RefSeq lists its product as uncharacterized. NCBI's taxonomy places the organism in Eukaryota, Fungi, Ascomycota, Dothideomycetes, Pleosporales, Lindgomycetaceae. The transcript has a single exon. The record is from RefSeq and is a predicted model, not a curated record. The coding region runs from base 458 to 1189 and encodes 243 amino acids.